AUGUCCGAUCAGCCUCGGAAAGGGUGCUUUGAGGUGCGACUGGCUGACGGUUCAUCCACGUUCAUCUCCCUUCUGUCCAUGCCGCGUCCGUUUGGGAAGCUGAAAGCGUUGGACAUAGAUGCUGAAGCAGAGAAAAUAGUGAAUCAACUCCAAGAGGCUGUGAAAGAGGCCAGCGACCCCGAUGCAAAGGACGGUCCCUUCGGGCGGGGACCAGAGCGCUCACCGGGCGAAGGAGCGGACUGCGCACCGGUCGAGGGUAUAGGCGCGGAUUCCCCUGAUUCCCCUCCUUCCCCCCCUUGCUUCCCCUCCUUUCCGCCCUCGCUCCCCCUCCUUUCCGCCCUUGCUUCUCCUCCUUUCCCCCCCUGCUUCCCCUCCUUUCCCCCCCUGCUUCCCCUCCUUUCCCCCCUUGCUUCCCCUCCUUUACCCCCCUGCUUCCCCUCCUUUUUCCCCCUGCUUCCCCUCCUUUUCCCACUUGCUUCCCCUCCUUUCCCCCCCUGCUUCCCCUCCUUUCCGCCCCUGCUUCCCCUCCUUUCCGUUCCUGCUUCCCCUCCUUUCCGCCCCUGCUUCCCCUCCUUUACGCCCCUGCUUCCCCUCCCUUCCGCCCCUGCUUCCCCUCCUUUCCAGCCCUCUCCUUCCCCUAAUUUCUCCCUCUCAUUUCCUUCAUUUUCCCCCGCUGCUUGCCCUGUUCCUCUCCACCGCCUUACGCCCGUCCCUUGCCUCUCCUCCCUCUUCCAAUCUCCUCCAUUCCCUCUCCUCCCUCUUCCAAUCCCUCUCCUCCCUCUUCCAAUCUCCUCCCUUCCCUCUCCCAUCUUCCCUAUCCCCCCAAAUCCUUCUCUCCCUUUUUCUCCUCCUCCCCCUCUUCCUAUCUCCUCCUUCUCCUCCUCCCCCUUUUCCUUUUUCCUCUCCUUCUCCUAUCCCUCUUCAACUCUUUCCCUGGUUCCCUCCCUCGUCCAAUCUCCUCCAUUGCUCCCUUCCUCUCUUCCGCACCUCCUCCCUUCCUCUCUGUCCUACCUUUCCUCCCUUGCUUCCCCUCGUUUCCGCCCCUGCUUCCCCUCAUUUCUCCCCCUGCGUCCCCUCAUUUCUCCCCCUGCGUCCCCUCAUUUCUCCCCCUGCGUCCCCUCAUUUCUCCCCCUGCGUCCCCUCAUUUCUCCCCCUGUGUCCCCUCAUUUCUCCCCCUGCGUCCCCUCAUUUCUCCCCCUGCGUCCCCUCAUUUCUCCCCCUGCGUCCCCUCAUUUCUCCCCCUGCGUCCCCUCAUUUCUCCCCCUGUGUCCCCUCAUUUCUCCCCCUGCGUCCCCUCAUUUCUCCCCCUGCGUCCCCUCAUUUCUCCCCCUGCGUCCCCUCAUUUCUCCCCCUGCGUCACCUCAUUUCUCCCCCUGCGUCCCCUCAUUUCUCCCCCUGCGUCCCCUCAUUUCUCCCCCUGCGUCCCCUCAUUUCUCCCCCUGCGUCCCCUCAUUUCUCCCCCUGCGUCCCCUCAUUUCUCCCCCUGCGUCCCCUCAUUUCUCCCCCUGCGUCCCCUCAUUUCUCCCCCUGCGUCCCCUCAUUUCUCCCCCUGCGUCCCCUCAUUUCUCCCCCUGCGUCCCCUCAUUUCUCCCCCUGCGUCCCCUCAUUUCUCCCCCUGCGUCCCCUCAUUUCUCCCCCUGCGUCCCCUCAUUUCUCCCCCUGCGUCCCCUCAUUUCUCCCCCUGCGUCCCCUCAUUUCUCCCCCUGCGUCCCCUCAUUUCUCCCCCUGCGUCCCCUCGUUUCUCCCCCUGCGUCCCCUCAUUUCUCCCCCUGCGUCCCCUCAUUUCUCCCCCUGCGUCCCCUCAUUUCUCCCCCUGCGUCCCCUCAUUUCUCCCCCUGCGUCCCCUCAUUUCUCCCCCUGUGUCCCCUCAUUUCUCCCCCUGCGUCCCCUCAUUUCUCCCCCUGCGUCCCCUCAUUUCUCCCCCUGCGUCCCCUCAUUUCUCCCCCUGCGUCCCCUCAUUUCUCCCCCUGCGUCCCCUCAUUUCUCCCCCUGUGUCCCCUCAUUUCUCCCCCUGCGUCCCCUCAUUUCUCCCCCUGCGUCCCCUCAUUUCUCCCCCUGCGUCACCUCAUUUCUCCCCCUGCGUCCCCUCAUUUCUCCCCCUGCGUCCCCUCAUUUCUCCCCCUGCGUCCCCUCAUUUCUCCCCCUGCGUCCCCUCAUUUCUCCCCCUGCGUCCCCUCAUUUCUCCCCCUGCGUCCCCUCAUUUCUCCCCCUGCGUCCCCUCAUUUCUCCCCCUGCGUCCCCUCAUUUCUCCCCCUGCGUCCCCUCAUUUCUCCCCCUGCGUCCCCUCAUUUCUCCCCCUGCGUCCCCUCAUUUCUCCCCCUGCGUCCCCUCAUUUCUCCCCCUGCGUCCCCUCAUUUCUCCCCUGCGUCCCCUCAUUUCUCCCCCUGCGUCCCCUCAUUUCUCCCCCUGCGUCCCCUCAUUUCUCCCCCUGCGUCCCCUCAUUUCUCCCCCUGCGUCCCCUCAUUUCUCCCCCUGCGUCCCCUCAUUUCUCCCCCUGCGUCCCCUCAUUUCUCCCCCUGCGUCCCCUCAUUUCUCCCCCUGCGUCCCCUCAUUUCUCCCCCUGCGUCCCCUCAUUUCUCCCCCUGCGUCCCCUCAUUUCUCCCCCUGCGUCCCCUCAUUUCUCCCCCUGCGUCCCCUCAUUUCUCCCCCUGCGUCCCCUCAUUUCUCCCCCUGCGUCCCCUCAUUUCUCCCCCUGCGUCCCCUCAUUUCUCCCCCUGCGUCCCCUCAUUUCUCCCCCUGCGUCCCCUCAUUUCUCCCCCUGCGUCCCCUCAUUUCUCCCCCUGCGUCCCCUCAUUUCUCCCCCUGCGUCCCCUCAUUUCUCCCCCUGCGUCCCCUCAUUUCUCCCCCUGCGUCCCCUCAUUUCUCCCCCUGUGUCCCCUCAUUUCUCCCCCUGCGUCCCCUCAUUUCUCCCCCUGCGUCCCCUCAUUUCUCCCCCUGCGUCCCCUCAUUUCUCCCCCUGCGUCCCCUCAUUUCUCCCCCUGCGUCCCCUCAUUUCUCCCCCUGCGUCCCCUCAUUUCUCCCCCUGCGUCCCCUCAUUUCUCCCCCUGCGUCCCCUCAUUUCUCCCCCUGCGUCCCCUCAUUUCUCCCCCUGCGUCCCCUCAUUUCUCCCCCUGCGUCCCCUCAUUUCUCCCCCUGCGUCCCCUCAUUUCUCCCCCUGCGUCCCCUCAUUUCUCCCCCUGUGUCCACUCAUUUCUCCCCCUGCGUCCCCUCAUUUCUCCCCCUGCGUCCCCUCAUUUCUCCCCCUGUGUCCCCUCAUUUCUCCCCCUGCGUCCCCUCAUUUCUCCCCCUGCGUCCCCUCAUUUCUCCCCCUGCGUCCCCUCAUUUCUCCCCCUGCGUCCCCUCAUUUCUCCCCCUGCGUCCCCUCAUUUCUCCCCCUGCGUCCCCUCAUUUCUCCCCCUGCGUCCCCUCAUUUCUCCCCCUGCGUCCCCUCAUUUCUCCCCCUGCGUCCCCUCAUUUCUCCCCCUGCGUCCCCUCAUUUCUCCCCCUGCGUCCCCUCAUUUCUCCCCCUGCGUCCCCUCAUUUCUCCCCCUGCGUCCCCUCAUUUCUCCCCCUGCGUCCCCUCAUUUCUCCCCCUGUGUCCCCUCAUUUCUCCCCCUGCGUCCCCUCAUUUCUCCCCCUGCGUCCCCUCAUUUCUCCCCCUGCGUCCCCUCAUUUCUCCCCCUGCGUCCCCUCAUUUCUCCCCCUGCGUCCCCUCAUUUCUCCCCCUGCGUCCCCUCAUUUCUCCCCCUGCGUCCCCUCAUUUCUCCCCCUGCGUCCCCUCAUUUCUCCCCCUGCGUCCCCUCAUUUCUCCCCCUGCGUCCCCUCAUUUCUCCCCCUGCGUCCCCUCAUUUCUCCCCCUGCGUCCCCUCAUUUCUCCCCCUGCGUCCCCUCAUUUCUCCCCCUGCGUCCCCUCAUUUCUCCCCCUGCGUCCCCUCAUUUCUCCCCCUGCGUCCCCUCAUUUCUCCCCCUGCGUCCCCUCAUUUCUCCCCCUGCGUCCCCUCAUUUCUCCCCCUGCGUCCCCUCAUUUCUCCCCCUGCGUCCCCUCAUUUCUCCCCCUGCGUCCCCUCAUUUCUCCCCCUGCGUCCCCUCAUUUCUCCCCCUGCGUCCCCUCAUUUCUCCCCCUGCGUCCCCUCAUUUCUCCCCCUGCGUCCCCUCAUUUCUCCCCCUGCGUCCCCUCAUUUCUCCCCCUGCGUCCCCUCAUUUCUCCCCCUGUGUCCCCUCAUUUCUCCCCCUGCGUCCCCUCAUUUCUCCCCCUGCGUCCCCUCAUUUCUCCCCCUGCGUCCCCUCAUUUCUCCCCCUGCGUCCCCUCAUUUCUCCCCCUGCGUCCCCUCAUUUCUCCCCCUGCGUCCCCUCAUUUCUCCCCCUGCGUCCCCUCAUUUCUCCCCCUGCGUCCCCUCAUUUCUCCCCCUGCGUCCCCUCAUUUCUCCCCCUGUGUCCCCUCAUUUCUCCCCCUGCGUCCCCUCAUUUCUCCCCCUGCGUCCCCUCAUUUCUCCCCCUGCGUCCCCUCAUUUCUCCCCCUGCGUCCCCUCAUUUCUCCCCCUGCGUCCCCUCAUUUCUCCCCCUGCGUCCCCUCAUUUCUCCCCCUGCGUCCCCUCAUUUCUCCCCCUGCGUCCCCUCAUUUCUCCCCCUGCGUCCCCUCAUUUCUCCCCCUGCGUCCCCUCAUUUCUCCCCCUGCGUCCCCUCAUUUCUCCCCCUGCGUCCCCUCAUUUCUCCCCCUGCGUCCCCUCAUUUCUCCCCCUGCGUCCCCUCAUUUCUCCCCCUGUGUCCCCUCAUUUCUCCCCCUGCGUCCCCUCAUUUCUCCCCCUGCGUCCCCUCAUUUCUCCCCCUGCGUCCCCUCAUUUCUCCCCCUGCGUCCCCUCAUUUCUCCCCCUGCGUCCCCUCAUUUCUCCCCCUGCGUCCCCUCAUUUCUCCCCCUGCGUCCCCUCAUUUCUCCCCCUGCGUCCCCUCAUUUCUCCCCCUGCGUCCCCUCAUUUCUCCCCCUGCGUCCCCUCAUUUCUCCCCCUGCGUCCCCUCAUUUCUCCCCCUGCGUCCCCUCAUUUCUCCCCCUGCGUCCCCUCAUUUCUCCCCCUGCGUCCCCUCAUUUCUCCCCCUGCGUCCCUCAUUUCUCCCCCUGCGUCCCCUCAUUUCUCCCCCUGCGUCCCCUCAUUUCUCCCCCUGCGUCCCCUCAUUUCUCCCCCUGCGUCCCCUCAUUUCUCCCCCUGCGUCCCCUCAUUUCUCCCCCUGCGUCCCCUCAUUUCUCCCCCUGCGUCCCCUCAUUUCUCCCCCUGCGUCCCCUCAUUUCUCCCCCUGCGUCCCCUCAUUUCUCCCCCUGCGUCCCCUCAUUUCUCCCCCUGCGUCCCCUCAUUUCUCCCCCUGCGUCCCCUCAUUUCUCCCCCUGCGUCCCCUCAUUUCUCCCCCUGCGUCCCCUCAUUUCUCCCCCUGCGUCCCCUCAUUUCUCCCCCUGCGUCCCCUCAUUUCUCCCCCUGCGUCCCCUCAUUUCUCCCCCUGCGUCCCCUCAUUUCUCCCCCUGCGUCCCCUCAUUUCUCCCCCUGCGUCCCCUCAUUUCUCCCCCUGCGUCCCCUCAUUUCUCCCCCUGCGUCCCCUCAUUUCUCCCCCUGCGUCCCCUCAUUUCUCCCCCUGCGUCCCCUCAUUUCUCCCCCUGCGUCCCCUCAUUUCUCCCCCUGCGUCCCCUCAUUUCUCCCCCUGCGUCCCCUCAUUUCUCCCCCUGCGUCCCCUCAUUUCUCCCCCUGCGUCCCCUCAUUUCUCCCCCUGCGUCCCCUCAUUUCUCCCCCUGCGUCCCCUCAUUUCUCCCCCUGCGUCCCCUCAUUUCUCCCCCUGCGUCCCCUCAUUUCUCCCCCUGCGUCCCCUCAUUUCUCCCCCUGCGUCCCCUCAUUUCUCCCCCUGCGUCCCCUUUUCACUCCCCCUGCGUCCCCUCAUUUCUCCCCCUGCGUCCCCUCAUUUCUCCCCCUGCGUCCCCUCAUUUCUCCCCCUGCGUCCCCUCAUUUCCCCCCUGCUGUUCAUUAUGGUCCCCCCUUGCUUACCCCUUCCUUUGCCCCGUGCUAG
This is a messenger RNA of Closterium sp. Naga37s-1, 6021 nucleotides long. NCBI's taxonomy places the organism in Eukaryota, Viridiplantae, Streptophyta, Zygnematophyceae, Desmidiales, Closteriaceae. The record is from the annotation of a GenBank genome assembly.